GCAAUCUGUUCUGCAAAUUUGUUGCGGCAGAGCAGCUAGGGUUUUGCAGGGGUUUUGAAGGGCGGCAAACAGCAUAAAGGUUUAGUUCAAUGGCAUUACCUGGUAAAGAAUCAACCUUGCUUGAAGAGGAUGUAAUGGAAGAUGAUUUUACUGAGUCGGAGUCAGAGUCUGAAUCAGGAGAGGAAGAAGGAGGUAUCAAAUUGGCUGAACCUUCAAAGAAUGCUAUAUUUAACAGAGAGGGUCUGAUUGAGAAACUUCAAGACAUGAGCUGGCCAGAGAAUGUUGAAUGGAUACACAGGCUCUCGAUUGAUAUUGAUCAAGAGAAAGAGGUUGAUGUAAAUGAUGAUCUGGCAAGAGAGCUGGCUUUCUAUACACAGGCAUUGGAGGGAACAAGGCAGGCCUUUGAGAAUCUUCAGUCGAUGGGGCUGCCUUUUCUUAGACCUUCUGACUAUUAUGCAGAGAUGGUUAAGUCAGAUACCCACAUGGAGAAGGUCAAGGGUCGGCUCUUGGCUGAAAAGAAGAAGAUUGAGGAGGCUGAGGAGAGGAAGAAGGCUAGGGAAGCCAAGAGACUUGCUAAAGAGAUUCAAGCUGAGAAGUUGAAGGAGAGAGCUAAGCAGAAAAAACAAGAGAUUGAAGCUGUUAAGAAGUGGAGGAAGCAGAGGCAGAGGAGUGGUUUCCCUGAGGCUGGCAAAGACAGUGAGCUGGAUUUCGCCUUUGAAGAUGGAAAAGCGUUUGAGAGGUCAAACAAAAAACGGCCAGGGGUUGCGCCUGGGGAUCGUUCUGGGGGGAAAGCACAGCAUGGUGGUGGUGGUGGUGGUAAGGGGAAGAAAGGUAAAAAUAGGGACUUUAGGAAUUCCAAGUUUGGAUUUGGAGGGAGGAAAGGUUUGAAUAAGCAGAACUCUGCUGAAACCACAAAUGAUUUGAGAGGCUUCAAUCAAGGUGGUGCUGCUGGAAACAAGAAAAGGAAGAGGUAACUCAGACCUAGCUAGGAUUUCUGCUUCUCCCAUGUACUUUAAUUCAUUGUUUAUCUUCAAGUAAAAGCAUUACUCUCUAGUCUUCCAAUUGACUAAUAUCAAUUUUCAAGGCCAUAAUUUUGCCAGUGUGAGUUUAUAAUUAGAGAAAUUAGAAUCAUAUUUCUAGUGCUUAUUUUUGUUGUUGCUGGUAAAUUAAGAUCAUUUUGUUUGUAAUGAAGCCAGAAGCCUAGC
Messenger RNA from Rubroshorea leprosula, 1205 nucleotides. The record is from the annotation of a GenBank genome assembly. NCBI's taxonomy places the organism in Eukaryota, Viridiplantae, Streptophyta, Magnoliopsida, Malvales, Dipterocarpaceae.